AUGGAAACGCUUGACUUCAUCACAGCUGCAGCAUUGCUGUGCUCUUCUCUCCCUGAACGUCAGUUUCAUUUUGUCAACGAGCUGAAGAACUGGACUGAAGCUCAGAGUUUCUGCAGAGAAACGUAUGCAGACCUGGUGACCAUACGCAGCAUGGAGGACGUGACGGCUCUGAACAACAUGGUCGAUUUAAACACAGUGGUCAACAUGAACAUGGAUUCCAAAAAUCGAUCCUGGAUUGGUUUGUUUGAUGACGUGCACAGCUGGAGGUGGUCCAUCUCUGACACAAACUUCUACAAAGACGGUGAAGCUCAGUUCAGGAACUGGGGAGGUGGUGAACCAAACAACUUCCUGGGUUCAGAGCGCUGCGGAGAGAUGUGGGAUAAUGGA
This is a messenger RNA of Girardinichthys multiradiatus, 387 nucleotides long. Its product is annotated as L-selectin-like. NCBI's taxonomy places the organism in Eukaryota, Metazoa, Chordata, Actinopteri, Cyprinodontiformes, Goodeidae. The record is from RefSeq and is a predicted model, not a curated record. The annotation marks the transcript as partial. The transcript is spliced from 3 exons.